Chroicocephalus ridibundus (black-headed gull) is the source of this 720-nucleotide messenger RNA. RefSeq names its product RNA polymerase I subunit G (gene POLR1G). The transcript is spliced from 3 exons. The record is from RefSeq and is a predicted model, not a curated record. Gene Ontology annotation, biological process: transcription by RNA polymerase I. Lineage: Eukaryota; Metazoa; Chordata; Aves; Charadriiformes; Laridae. The coding region runs from base 121 to 720 and encodes 199 amino acids.
CGCCCCCGACGGACCGCACCAACCGCCCCGCGGGGAUGGAGGGGGGGAGCCGGGGCGCUCCCGCACUGAGCGGCCGGGUGGGCGCGGCCGGGGGCGGGGCCAGCGGGUGCACGCGGCGGCAUGGAGGGGCCGGUGCGGUUCCAGUGUCCCCCCGAGUUCGAGGCAGCGACCCCCUCGCCCCCCCCCGGGCUGCAGGUGGGGGCCCUGGGGGGUCCCUCCACUGAGCUCUGGCUCAUCCGCGCCCCCACUGACUUCUGCCCCGAGAGCCUGGAGGGCUGCGCGGUGCCACUGGACGGCUGCGGGCAGCUCCAGCCCCUCGGGGACGGGGACAGUGACGGUGACAGGCGGCUCUACAGGCUGCAGGGAGUCCUGGGGGGGGCCGGCAGCGCUCUCCUCCUGGCCCCCGACUCCCCCGCCGGCCCCCUGGCUUGUGCCCCCCGCUUCCGCGGCUGCCUCACCAUCACUGAGAGCUUUGGGCCACCCCCCGGAGUCCCAGUGACUGUCCCCACGCCUGACCCACCCCUCGCCAAGAGGAAGAAGAAGAAGAAGACGACGACGAAGGAGCUGCUGGAGGUGCCCGAGGUGUCAACGCCGGGGAGGGCAGCGCCUGGCGAGGGGAGGGAGCACGGGCCAGGACUCCCCCAGGACAUUGGGAUGGCUCCUGGGGAGCCAGAGGUGCCCAAGAGGAAGAAGAAGCGCAAGCGGGAGCGGCCGGAGUGA